AUGGUCUCCUACUCUCUAUUUGACGAGCUGCAGCUGGCCGAUACCUUCACCCCGUCUGCCAGUUACGUCUCUGGGCGGGAGCUCUGCGACGCCCUUCCCACUGCCUUGCCCGAAUCACCCCAACAUUCCCGCGCCUCGCCGUCGAGCGGCGCACAGGAAGACGCAUGGCCGCUGCUCCCUGCGUUCCUUGCCGCCCGUUCCAGAGUCGUCCGCGUUUCCGCCUUCCCCACACCAUCAGCACCAGGGCCCGAUCUUGCGGCCAUGCUCAACGGUUGGGCCGGCCAACACCCCGCUAGCCCCCGGCCGAUAUCGAUUUGGCUGGCGCCGUGUGACGGCGGGAACCCCAACGAGAUCGCGGCGGGUGAUGUCCUGGCCGUCUUCGGGUCGCACGACACCCUGCGCGGCAAACCCAAGACCACUGUUAUUUGGGGGUUUUUCGGUGGUUUCUUCGUGACGAGGAAUCACCACCAGUGCAAGUCCAUAUUGGGGGUGCAAAACAUUCAGGCGCAGGGGUGGAAGCGUGACACGGACGCGCUCCCGCCGACCUGCGCGUUCUUGUCCUCUGCCGCGAAACACCAUCAGUACGCCGCCGCCCCGGCGUUGCACCGUGAUCUCGAGGCCCUGCGUCCCCACCAUCAGAUUUUUCCUGAUCGCGAGCUUCCUAUCCCUGUAUUAUCGGCUUGCGAGUCGCCCAAAAGCCCGCCUGCGCUCCCUUCGCCCAUCGUCACGCUGAGCGACAACUCGCUCCUCCUCUAUCCCAUGCGCGAAUCGGACGCAACACUCCUUUCUGCUUCUGUCGGCGGACCGUAUGUCAUCUCCAGCAACCCCCCUAAUCCGAGGACAGACUUCCGCACUGGCGACUGGCGGUGCCCCGUAAAGACGUGCGCAGCGCACAAUUUUGGACGAAACAUCAUCUGCGUGGGCUGCGGGCGGUCACGCCUCGAAAAUAUCUAUGUUGGCAGCAUGCCCCAGGGCCUCCCCCCCAACGCCUCGUCGCCCAUCAACGCCUCCCCCCGCUUCGCGACACCCGUCAGCGGCUUCCACCCGUUCGGCGCGCUGCGUCCCGCGCCCCCGCCGAUGCCGCUGCGCUCUGCCACGGACCCGUCCCCAAUGUCGCAGCACGCGCGUCUGCCCCCGGUGCAGCACGCGCCGCCGGGGGGCGCGAAGCCCGCCAGCAGCCCCUAUCCGCUGCUGACGCCGUCGGGCCGCGCGCUGAGCAUCGGCGGCCGCGUGCAGAACAUCUCGCGCGACCCGCUCGUCCCCUGCAUCAUGUACUGGCCGGACAACGAGCGCAUCCCCGACCAGGGCCAGAUCCGCCCGCUGGGCUCCGCCGUGAUCCAGUACCCGCCCAUCAUCAACACCGGCAACAAGGGCGCGGCCGAAAAGCAGCCCGGCGACUGGAUCUGCCACAAGUGCCACUACCUCAACUGGCGCCGCCGCAAGGUCUGCCAGACGUGCUUCCCAUAUGCGGAGGGCAACGGCGACUCGAUCUCGGCUGCCGUCCAGGCCGAGCGCAUCGCGCUCCUCGAGAAUGUCCUUGCUAGCCAAGUCCACGGCGCGCAGCAGCAGUACACUUGGCAUGCGGUCGAUGCGGCCAGCGGCGCUGUCCCGAGGGCGGACGCUCGCCCGCGUUCCUUCGUAACGCCGCCCGUCACUCCGACGACGCUCUGGCCGGAGGACGCUCGCCGCCCCUCCGCGGCCGUGCACGACUUUCAGCAGCAGCGGCACCCUAUCUACCAGACAGACGGCAACGCCUUGCAGCAGCGCCUCGGCCCGCUCGGGGUCACCGUCAACGCCGCGCCUGCGCCGCCGACGACACCGCUGCUGCCUUCGUUCCUGCAGGACAUCGUGCAGUCGCCGGCGCUCUCGCCGUCGACGUCGACGUCCUCGACGGACCUGUCGCUCGAGGAACACGACGGCGUGCGUGUGUACGGCGCGCGCAGGGCUCCCGGCGGCGGCGGCAGCGGCGCGGCCUCGUCCUUCACUCUCCCCGGACACAGCAUUUGGAAGCUGGACGGCGAGGAGAGCAAAACACUCUCGGGCUCCGCGGCGGGGCCCGCGCACCCCGCGGGCGCGGCAGAGGCCGUGUCCAAGCCGGACGUGUCGAUGGAGCUCGUGGCCGACGACAGUGAGGAGGGGACGUCGGGGCGCUGGAGAGGACGUUAG
This is a messenger RNA of Postia placenta MAD-698-R-SB12, 2166 nucleotides long. RefSeq lists its product as hypothetical. Gene Ontology annotation, cellular component: nucleus. Gene Ontology annotation, molecular function: RNA binding; transcription coregulator activity. Bases 1 to 2166 code for a protein of 721 amino acids. The transcript has 13 exons. Gene Ontology annotation, biological process: regulation of DNA-templated transcription. The record is from RefSeq and is a predicted model, not a curated record. Lineage: Eukaryota; Fungi; Basidiomycota; Agaricomycetes; Polyporales; Adustoporiaceae.